Corticium candelabrum is the source of this 742-nucleotide messenger RNA. RefSeq lists its product as uncharacterized. The transcript is spliced from 2 exons. Lineage: Eukaryota; Metazoa; Porifera; Homoscleromorpha; Homosclerophorida; Plakinidae. Bases 46 to 483 code for a protein of 145 amino acids. The record is from RefSeq and is a predicted model, not a curated record. Gene Ontology annotation, cellular component: nucleus.
GCUAGGCGAGAAUAAUUAUCCGGGGUAACUGACACCGAGCAUCCAAUGAUUCGCUUUCUCGUCCACGGACAGUUUCGACGAAUACCAGUCUUUUCAAAAAAUCAACUUUCUAUCCGUGCUAUACGUGCUGUAAAAAGAUUUGCUGAUGAGGAACACUGUAAACCAAUGGAAGGCCAGCCUGCAAGCACACACUUGACUGAUAGCUGGAAAACGUGGCGGGACAAGAUGCGAAUAGGACACAAAAGGUGGCAGCCACGAAAGCGACUGUUGUGGCAACAGAUGGAAGAAAUGAGAGACCUAAAAGCUCAAUAUCCUCAUGUAUGGACGAUAGCUAAAUUAGGACAAAGAUAUGGUGUUAGCCAAGCUGCUGUGAUGAAGAUUCUGAAAAGCAAGCACGUUCCUUCCGAGUCUGUGUGUGCGGCCCAAGACGAGAGAGCCAAAAGACAGAAAGCUGAACGAAAAGAGUUUUAUAAAAGAAAGUGAUAGUAAAAAGUGAUACUAAAACCGAGUAAAUAAAUAGUGAAAAUUUGUAACUGAGCCUGUGUAUACCAGCAGAGCUGUUUUAAUAGUAACUGUAUGUUGGCUCAGAAAUUUCUCUUACUCUUAAUGUUAGUUUCCAAUCAGACAUUGUCAGAUUCUCGGAUGAUCAUGCAAUAUAACGUGACACUAGCAUUUUAUUCCUUGCUUGCAUUAUAUGUAGAGAUCAGUAAGUGAUAUUAAUAUUGCUGCAGAUUUCAAGAAC